AUGUUUACCGAACGAUACUUGGGCCGCCUAGAGUCCGAGACGUACGCCUCAUCAUCAGUGCAGAAUGUGUCAUCAUUCAGCCGUGCCCAUCUCCUCUUUGUCCACGGGACCGCAGAUGUGAAUGUUCAUUAUGACCAUUCAGUUCACCUGCUUCGGAUGUUGGCAGACGCGGGAAUUAAAGAUUUUUGGUUCAGAUCGUUUCCAGAUGCGUGGGUUUUUUACCGAUUCCUAUUUACUUACCUUCUUCGGUGCGCCACUCAGCUUCUUUCCCCUCUCAACAGUGAUCACGCAAUGAGAGGUUCCUAUCGGGAGCUUUUCGAGUUGAUGGAGAAAUUCCUGCAGUGGGAAAUCGAUUAUUCAUAG
Messenger RNA from Marasmius oreades (fairy-ring Marasmius), 363 nucleotides. RefSeq lists its product as uncharacterized. Bases 1 to 363 code for a protein of 120 amino acids. The transcript has a single exon. Gene Ontology annotation, biological process: proteolysis. NCBI's taxonomy places the organism in Eukaryota, Fungi, Basidiomycota, Agaricomycetes, Agaricales, Marasmiaceae. Gene Ontology annotation, molecular function: serine-type peptidase activity; dipeptidyl-peptidase activity. The record is from RefSeq and is a predicted model, not a curated record.